Sipha flava (yellow sugarcane aphid) is the source of this 2596-nucleotide messenger RNA. Its product is annotated as ribonucleoside-diphosphate reductase large subunit-like. Bases 193 to 2502 code for a protein of 769 amino acids. Gene Ontology annotation, molecular function: ATP binding; ribonucleoside-diphosphate reductase activity, thioredoxin disulfide as acceptor. Gene Ontology annotation, cellular component: ribonucleoside-diphosphate reductase complex. Gene Ontology annotation, biological process: deoxyribonucleotide biosynthetic process; DNA replication. The transcript is spliced from 13 exons. The record is from RefSeq and is a predicted model, not a curated record. Lineage: Eukaryota; Metazoa; Arthropoda; Insecta; Hemiptera; Aphididae.
AAAUCUAAUUGAUACUAAUAACAAUUACACUCAUCAGACAUUGUCAUCCUUAAUUUUUGUAAUAGCUUUGGAUGCAUUUUGCAUAUAAUUUACCAUUUAUCCCUGCACGUUGACUGCCAUUUUAGCAUUCUUUGUCGGUGAACUCGUUACGAUUAAAUAUCUAUUUACGUUUAUGGUUUGUUUCUGUUUGAAAUGGCCGAAAUAAAAAAACAUUUAUACGUUCAAAAAAGAGAUGGCAGUAUUGAAAGUGUACAUUAUGAUGAAAUUAUUGCGCGGAUUAAACAGUUGUGCUACAAUUUAGAUUCAGAAAAUAUUGAUCCAGCUGCUAUGGCAAUUCAUGUAAUAAAAAAAUGUCUUUACCCUGGUAUAACUACAUCUCAACUUGAUGAUGCAGCUGCAGAAAUGGCAAUUACUAUGACUACUCUACAUCCAGAUUAUGAGAAACUAGCAUCUCGCAUAGCUAUUUCUAAUCUACAUAAACAAACUAAAGAGAAAUUUAGUGAUGUAAUGGAUGAUGUUUAUAAAAAUGAUGAAUAUUGGAAUAUUGGUUUAUCAGAUAAUGUUUACAAAAUAAUUAUGAACAAUAAAGAUCGUUUUAAUUCUGCAAUUAAUCAUGAAAAUGAUUAUAAUUUAGAUUAUUUUGGAUUUAAAAACUUAAUGGAUUAUUUUUUAGCUAAAUCUGAUAAUAAAGUAUUUGAACGGCCUCAACAUUUAUACAUGAAAAUUGCUGUUAGUAUUCAUGGAAAUGAUAUUGAUUCGGCUAUUGAAACAUAUAAUAUGUUAUCUCAAAAGUUGUAUAUAUUUUCUCCAGUAGUUAUGCGAUUGCAACCUGCUACUAAAAAAGUACAUCAACCAAGUAUCAGUCAUUAUUCAGUAGCAAUGAUAGCUGACAGUAUUGAUGGUAUAUAUGAUACUCUUACCCGUUUUUCAAAGUUUGUUUUGCCUUAUUCAAGUACUGCUAUUCAUGUACAUAAAAUACGUGCUGCAGGCACUUAUAUUAAAGGUAGCAAUGGAAAAUCUAGUGGUCUUCCUCUUAUGUUGAAGCAAUAUGAUACUGUGGUUCAUAACUUUGAAACUUCUGAAAGGCCUAAAAGUAUUAAUGGCCUUACAGUUUACUGUGAAUUAUGGCAUGCAGAUAUUAUGAAAGUAAUAGAUCAAAUUAGGAAAACUGCUAUUGCAGAUUUAAAGUUACAAAACAGCUACCCAGCUUUAUGGAUACCUGAUGAAUUUAUGAGAAGAGUUCAGAAUGAUGAGAUUUGGAGUUUUAUGAGUCCUGAUCAUUGUCCUGGUCUUAUAGAAGUUUAUGGAGAUAAAUUUGACCAUCUUUACAGAGAGUAUGAAUUAAAAAGUAAAAGUUUUGUUCUAAGACAAAUUGAAGCAAAGAAACUAUGGUCACAAAUUAUUCAAUCUCAAAUUGAAACCGGUUUACCAUUAUUAUUAUUUAAAGAUGCAUGUAAUGCUAAAAGUAACGAAUCAAAUUUGGGAACAAUUCAAUGUGCUGGGCGUAAUGGAGACACUGUACAAUUUACUGCAUCAGAUGAAGUGGCUACAUGUACUACUGCUUCAAUCGCUGUAAAUAUGUUUUUAACAUCUGAAAAUAUUUACAACUUUUCUAAACUCAAAGAAACUGUCAAGAAAGUAACUUAUGAUCUGAAUAAAAUAAUUGAAACAAAUAAUGAUGUAUUCUGCGAGGAAGAAAAAUGUAGUUUAGGUAUUAAACAAAAUCAAUUGGCUAUUGGAAUAGGUAUUCUGGGGCUUGCAGAUUUAUUUUUAAAAAUGAAAUAUCCUUUUGAUAAAAAAGAAGCUAGAGAGCUUAAUGUAAAAAUUCAUGAAACAAUUUAUUAUGGUGCCUUAGAAGCAAGCUGCGAAUUAGCUGCUAAAUAUGGUUGUUAUAAAACAUACUUAAAUAGUCCUGCAAGUAACGGGUUACUACAAUUUGAUUUAUGGAAUGUGAAACCUUCUAAUUUGUGGGAUUGGAGCUGUCUAAAAAAAAAAAUUGCAGAAUAUGGACUAAGGAAUUCUUUGGUUACAAUUAUUUCAAAUACUGAAAUUGAAUCUAAAAUUUUUGGUUGUAUGAAUUCUAUUGAGCCAUUAGAUUCAAAUAUUAAACUUAGAUAUAUUUCAUCUGAAGAAAGUAGACCUAAAGAAAUCCAGGUUGUUAAUCCACAUUUAUUGAAAGAUUUAUAUGAUCGUAAUCUUUGGGAUCAGAAAAUAAUAUCUAAAUUAGUUGAUAAUAUGGGUUCAAUACAAGAAAUUCAAGAUUUACCAGAAGAUUUAAAAGAAUUGUAUAGAACAAAGUGGGAAAUUGAUCAAAAAGCUUUAGUUUUCAUGGCAGCUGAUCGAGCUCCGUUCAUUGAUCAUUCACAAGCACUCUCUCUUUAUAUGGCAAAAGCAAAUGAAGAAAUUAUUUCUGAUAUGCACAUGUUGACAUGGAAACUUGGUUUGAAAACUGGUGUAUGUCAACUAAGGAUUAAACAAACUGAAGAUGAUCUACGGGAUUGAUAAACUGCACCAGUAUAAUUUACUCUACUAAUUUUUAUAAAACAUUUAUAUUUGUAUAAAUGCAUUGAUUUUUAAAAUAUUAUGUAUAAUUUUA